AGAUAUUUAAGUAAACAACUUAUGUUAAAAUGUUUUACGGUAUAAUUCUAGUUAUAGAAGCAUUGGGAUAUUGUUCAGUUAUUGGGGAGAUAUUGACAGAUUUAGUAGUAGUAGAGAAUGUGUAUUACCAUGGAAACAGAAGAUUUCCGGAUGUUAUAGAUGUUCAUUUGAAUCAUAAUGACAACAACAUUUACUUGAGGCUAAAUAAAGAUAGCGAGACCACUGAUAUUCUUAGUGAGGACUUGUUUCAAACCUCAAAUAUUCUUCCCUCUGGGCUCUUCAAAGAAGACAAAAGAAAUAAUUUUGCAGCGUAUGAUUCUGGAAAUUCUGAUAUUUUGAUUGUUCAUAGAGAAUCUUCAGAUGCUUUGCCAAAAUUUUAUGGUAGAUUUACAAGCAACAAGGAAAAACUGGUGAUAUUUUCUCAGGACGGAAGCCAUGACAAUCAUCACGUAAGACGAGAUUUGAGCCAAACAGAUGCCAUUAACAAGAACAGAAAUGAUACCGCCGACGACAUAUUAGAGCUGUUUAUAUUUGCUGAUCUCUCUGUCUAUCAACAUGUGCGAGACGAACUAAUGCCAGACAAAACAGCAGAUGAUAUAAAGAAGUUCCUUAGAACUUAUUUAAAAGCCAUAGCAAAGGAGGUUGACACAAUUUACCAGUACCUCGGUGUUUUCGGAACUAACAGGACGAUGAGAAUAUACCUUCAACAAUAUCAAACUAUUACGCAUUCGAAUCAACAGAAAUGGGUCGAAAACAACGUUUCUAACAAUAGGUUACAGUCUGCAGCCGUCAGUGAUCUUCAGUCAUAUUACGACAAACUCAUAACAAGAUUUGCAUUUCCGAUCACAGAUCAUCUGGUGGCUAUAACAAAAUUAAACAUUGAAGGAGAUUUGCAAGUUAUUUCGACUGGAAAAAUAUGCGGUAGUCGCACAGAUUUGGCAACUUCGAUAGUCCGAAUUGAUAAUUUUCCGGUCACAAUGGCGCAAGGGAUCGCUCUAACUUUGUCGGUCCCCUUUGAUGGUGAAGGUAACGAUUGUAGCAGCAUUGAUCAGUUUAUUAUGUCACCAGCAUAUGGCCCAGUUACACAUUCUUCAAAACAAGGCAACCGAUGGAAGUUCUCUGAAUGCAGCAUUAACAAUUUCAAAAAUGCCUUUGACGGAGGGAUGGAUCUUAGCUGCCUUAAAAUACAGGACGCCACCUUUGACUUUCAAGCAUUUGAUGAAUCCUCAUAUAUCAGCGAAUUCCUUACAUUGAACGAACAAUGUGUGCUCCGUUAUCAAGCUGGAUCGACAUUUUGUGAUGGCAGUCAAGGAAAUAAAGUAGACUGUUACAGCUCAACGCAAGGAUGUACUGAUUCAGGCACAUGUUCACCGUUUACUGUACCACAAUUUACACCAUGCGAUUCAAGCAGAAGUCAGGAUAAUCCGAUUUGUAGGUUUGGAGUAUGUUCAGCAGUUGUUAGUUUUGCAGCGUCUGGUUUGAAUAUCAGUUCCACAUCGACGAGUUCGACAAGCAGCACUACAAGUUCUACUACUACAGAUUUUGAAAUAGCUAUGUUAUUCUUUUCGUCUUCUAACGCAUCUUCAACUUCAACAUCCACGACAACAUCUCCAACAACAGCUUCUUCUACGUCAUCCCCAAAAUCAGAAUUGCAGACGACAACUCAGCCGGCGUCAUCUACGAAAAAACCGAACCCCGAUUGUGUAAUAAAGACGGGCUUUGUGGAAUUUGAUCUACCAGGUUGUGGGUGUUGUGGUGGUUGUGGUUGUGACGAUAAGUGUACAAGUUGCUCCGGUCCAGGUGGUCUUCCGGCGUUUAACGAGACUGAGUCGUGUACAGAGGAAUCUGAAUGUUGUAAAGAUACAGUCACUAUUGAAACAAUGUUUGUACCUGAAGGCUGUGAUGCGGAAUUUAUAGCCGGACCUCAGACGAUUAUCGUGGAGAAAAGAGGAUGGGAGGAUGAAGAACUUGACGUGACCGCUGAAGUAUAUCAAGAUAUUGCAGAUCAGUGGCAAGUCAAUUUGGUACCUAAAGAUAUUGACAGGAAUUGACAAUUAUAUCUUCAGUCUGCUAGAUGUAGAAUGUGCAAAGAACCCUCAAAAUCUGAAAUUGCAGUUGCUCAUGCUAUUAUAUUAAAUAUUGAUUGAUAAAUCUCAUUUCUUUU
Messenger RNA from Ruditapes philippinarum (Manila clam), 2164 nucleotides. RefSeq lists its product as uncharacterized. Gene Ontology annotation, molecular function: metalloendopeptidase activity. Bases 30 to 2051 code for a protein of 673 amino acids. Gene Ontology annotation, biological process: proteolysis. Lineage: Eukaryota; Metazoa; Mollusca; Bivalvia; Venerida; Veneridae. The record is from RefSeq and is a predicted model, not a curated record. The transcript is spliced from 17 exons.